GUACCGCAACCGAACAUUCCAACGAAGUCAUCUGUUCUUCAGCCUCUCUUUACUCCCGUCUUCUACCGACUCCCACGCUCUCUCAACCUAACAUAUAAUUCUCGCGCCUACGCGUUAAUACCAUAAUACCCACCACCACCGUCAACAUGUUCGCCCAGACCGCCAUCGUUGCCCUCUUCGCCGGCCUUGCCGCUGCCCAGCACGCCCCCGUUGGCGAGCCCAAGGGUAACCCCAUCACCCGUCCUCUUCUCGAGGUCGUCCCUGCCUGCAAGCCAUUCGAGAUCACCUGGCAGCCAACCACCUCGAACAGCGUCUCGCUUGUUCUUCUCCGUGGCCCGUCCACCAACGUGGUUCCCAUUUCCACCAUUGUCACUGGCAUCGCCAACAGCGGCAAAUACUCCUGGACUCCUUCCUCCGGCCUCGAGGCUGAUGUCACCCACUACGGUCUCCAGCUCAUUGACGAUGUGACCGGCCAGUACCAGUACUCCACCCAGUUCGGUAUCUCCAAGGGCGCCGAGUGCUCCGGUGUCGCUCCCUCCAGCGCUGCUUCCACUGCCUACGGUGGUGGCUACCCUGCCAGCUCCGCCGCUGCCAGCUCUACCCCCGCUGCUGCUUCCAGCGCCCCUGCUGGAUACCCCGCCAGCUCUGUCGCUGUUUCCAGCGCUCCCAAUGCCACCACCAUUGUCACCAAGCCCUCCGCGGCUGCCGUGAGCACCGGUUACCCCGUCGGCCAGAACUCCACCAUCGUCAUGCCCACCAAGUCCAUGUCCGUCCCUAGCUCCCUCCGCCCCACCAGCACUGGUGCUGCCAACGCUACCCGCCCCGGUCUCCCCGAGAGCACCGGCGCUGCCUCCAGCCUCCAGGCCGGUCUCAGCUUCGCUGGUGUCGUUGCCGCCUUUGCCCUUAUGCUAUAAGCAUCUUUUCUGUCAAUCACUUUUGGAGCUUGAUUGUUCCGCCUAGAAAUGUUUAUACGUCAUGACUUCUUCUUGCAUUUGGGUUUAUUCUCUUCGUGGCUAUUUCGCGCGUGAAUAGAAGACACUCCUGGUGUUAAUUUAGGGUUGAUAUAUACCCCCGCGUCGGCUCUUUGUUUGUUCCUACCGUCUUGUGUCGAGGUGGGCGGUUGUAUCUAGUCAAUUAGGGAAUGGAAAAAGCGUGCUUGGCAUGCGAUAUAAAAUCAAUGAG
Messenger RNA from Parastagonospora nodorum SN15, 1182 nucleotides. RefSeq lists its product as hypothetical. NCBI's taxonomy places the organism in Eukaryota, Fungi, Ascomycota, Dothideomycetes, Pleosporales, Phaeosphaeriaceae. The transcript is spliced from 2 exons. The record is from RefSeq and is a predicted model, not a curated record. The coding region runs from base 147 to 914 and encodes 255 amino acids.